AAACCCCAUUAAAUUCUCCCCCAACCCUCAUUCCUCCUCCAAAUAUUAUUUUCAAUCUCCACCCCUCACCUCCACUUCUCUCUCCCUAUAUCUUCCUUGGAUUUCAUCAAAUUAAGUUCAACCUAAUAGCACUAGGAGCAUAUUUUAGCAACCCAAAAUUGAGCUUCGAAUUCAGCUGACUUGAGUGGCGGAGACUCUUCGGUUAGUACCACGCAUCAUCAACCUCGCCUUGAGAGUGCCCGUGAAGGCGGAGUACCUUCACCUUUGUUUAGAAGCUCAAAAUCUAGAUACAACUCCUUUAAUGUGCUUAAUCACUUUGUAAUUAGUUAACUUAAGCGUCGGAGGUUCUUCGGCCGAUACCAGGUUGUGCGUACAAUUAUUAUUGCGGUGGGCUUGCUGGGCUAACUGUUCAUUUAUCAUGGGUGGAUUCAUGGCAUUUUUCUAUUUCUUGCUCUUUGCAAUUUCUUUGGUUCUGGUUCUCCGGUUCGUGUCCAAAACAUCUCUGGUUCACAAAUUCACAAAAUUAGGGCAAUCCUUGGCGGACCGGUUCAGAGUCUACCAAUUCUACAAAAUCCCGCAAUUCAACGAGCACUUCCAAGAGAACCGGCUGUACCGGAAGAUCUCCGUCUACCUCGACUCCCUCCCUUCCAUCGAGGACUCCGACUUCACCAACCUCUUCACCGGCGUCAAAUCAAACGACAUCUUCUUCCAGCACGACGCCGCCAACUCCGCUGUCCACGACACCUUCCUCAGCGCCAAGCUCUCCUGGACCAAUGAGAAAUCCCAGUCAGACGGAAUCCGCUCCUUCGUCUUGAAAAUCAACCGGUCCGACAAGCGCCGUGUGUUCCGCCAGUACUUCCAGCACAUCCUCACCGUCGCCGACGAAAUCGAGCAGCGGAACAGAGAGAUCAAGCUCUACAUGAACCUCUCCAGCGAAAACGAACGGUGGCGAUCGGUUCCGUUCACGCACCCCGCCACCUUCGACACCGUCGUGAUGGACGCUGAGCUGAAGAAUAAAAUCCGGUCCGAUCUCGAGAAUUUCUCGAAAUCGAAGCAGUAUUAUCACCGACUAGGCCGCGUUUGGAAGCGGAGCUUUUUGCUCUACGGCCCCUCCGGCACCGGAAAAACCAGCUUCGUCGCCGCCAUGGCGAGGUUCUUGAGCUACGACGUGUACGACGUCGACAUGUCCAAAGUCGCCGACGACUCCGAUCUGAAAAUGCUUCUCCUCCAAACGACGCCGAAGUCGCUGAUCGUGGUGGAGGAUCUGGACCGUUUCUUGACGGAGAAAUCGACGGCUGUGAGCUUGUCCGGUCUGUUGAAUUUCAUGGAUGGGAUCGUAUCAUCGUGCGGCGAGGAGCGCGUGUUGGUUUUCACGAUGAACGGUAAGGAUCAGGUGGACCAGUUGGUUCUGAGGCCGGGGCGGAUCGACGUCCACAUCCAUUUUCCGCUCUGCGAUUUUUCCGCUUUCAAGAGCUUGGCCAGCACUUACCUCGGGCUCAAGGAACACAAGCUGUUCCAGCAGGUGGAGGAGAUUUUCCACGGCGGCGCGAGUCUGAGCCCGGCGGAGAUCGGCGAGCUUAUGAUUUCGAAUCGGAGCUCGCCGAGUCGGGCUUUGAAGUCGGUUAUCUCGGCGUUGCAGACGAAUGUGGAUAGUAAGAAGGGCGCGAACAAAGCCGCGCAGGCGUUGACGAAUAGUUCGUCGGGUCGGUCGGUCGACGAGUCGGGCGAACCCGGCGGCGUUUUUUGCCGGGAGAGUGUUCACACGGUGAGGGAGUUUAAGAAAUUGUACGGUCUUUUCAGAAUGGGAAGUCGGAGGAAGGAAGAAUCGCCGUUGGAUUCUAGUUCCGCGGAAAUGUUGGAUGGUUCGCGGCAUGAAAGGGUGAAUUCGUAAUUUUACAAGUAUUUCUCUUUAUUUUUUAAAUUCAAAAUACCUAGUCCCAUUGUAACAUAACGCUUGACGAUGGAUUUAAUUUAUUUAUUUUACUGGAAUAUUAUUUUGUUAAUUCAAAAGCUUAAAGGCAAUGACUUCUAUGGACAAUGAGGAAAUAUACGUGCAAAUUUUGAUUUGA
Molecule: messenger RNA, 2069 nt
Organism: Malus domestica (apple)
Lineage: Eukaryota; Viridiplantae; Streptophyta; Magnoliopsida; Rosales; Rosaceae
Product: AAA-ATPase At2g46620-like
Molecular function (GO): ATP hydrolysis activity; ATP binding
Source: RefSeq, a predicted model, not a curated record